CCGCGAACGUUUGCUCAGACCCGGGCUCAGACCCCAGCAGCGCCCUGCGGCUCUCAGGAGUGGAGAGCGCUCGGGGUUGUCACUUUAAAUUAAAGAGGGAGAGCGCGGGCGAGCGGACGAGCGCGAGGGAGCGCGCGGCGGGCUCCUGGGAGCGUGCCCGGACUGCAGCGCAGCUCCUGUCCGCCACCCCGGCCCCUCGGAGCCCCCGACCCGAGCCGCGCUCUUCUGCCUGAAGCGGGCGCCGGGCGACACUGCAGGGGUGGCGUUGCUGCCGCCGGCCAGCUUUGCGCCGGUGCGUGCGCGCUGCAGGAGGCGGGCCGGGAGCCGGGCCGGGAGCCGAGAGCCAGAGCCGGAGACGGAGCUGGAGACGGAGCUGGAGACGGAGCUGGAGACGGAGCCUGAGCCCAAGCCCGAGUCAGAGCGGGGGCCCCUCGGCGAGCCCGGCUACCUGUGACUAUGGCCAAAGCCAUUUCCUGGGCCUGGGUUUUCUUAACAGUACAAGGGUCCUCAAAGCAGCAGGGAGCAACAGCAGCCCCUCAAAGGCCUGCAGGGAGGAUGCACAGAGGUAACAGGAACUCUCCUCACCUACCCACUUGGAACUCAUCUUUGAGCCAGACUGACUUCUUAGCAACAGUAAUAAUAAAACAGUAAGCAGUUGCCCAGGCUCAGCCACCACAGGGGGCACCAUGGCUGUGGAUGUGGCAGAAUACCAUCUGAGUGUCAUCAAGAGCCCCCCUGGUUGGGAGGUGGGUGUCUAUGCCGCAGGGGCCCUGGCACUGCUGGGAAUCGCAGCUGUGAGCCUGUGGAAGCUCUGGACAUCAGGAAGCUUCCCCAGCCCCUCCCCGUUCCCCAAUUACGACUACAGGUAUCUUCAGCAGAAGUAUGGUGAGACCUACCUGGAGGCCAGGCCAAAGAGAGCGCCUGCCUGGAAUGCCCCUCGGGCCAGCGCUCUGGGGCCACCCAGCCGCAAAGGUAGCCUCAGCAUCGAGGACACCUUUGAGAGCAUCAGCGAAUUGGGGCCACUGGAGCUGAUGGGCCGGGAGCUGGACCUGGCCCCCUACGGCACCCUCCGCAAGUCCCAGUCCGCCGACUCCCUGAACUCCAUCUCCUCCGUGAGCAACACCUUUGGGCAGGACUUCACGCUGGGCCAGGUGGAGGUGAGCAUGGAGUACGACAGCGCCUCCCACACCCUGCAUGUGGCCGUGCUGCAGGGCAAGGACCUCCUGGAGCGCGAGGAGGCCAGCUUCGAGUCCUGCUUCAUGCGUGUCAGCCUGCUGCCCGAGGAGCAGAUCGUGGUCAUUUCCCGGAUCCAGAGGAAUGCCUACUCCAUCUUCUUUGAUGAGAAGUUCUCCAUCCCCCUGGACCCCACAGCCCUGGAGGAGAAGAGCCUGCGGUUCUCCGUGUUCGGCAUUGACGAGGAUGAGAGGAACAUCAGUACAGGGGUGGUGGAGCUAAAGCUUUCCGUGCUGGACCUCCCACUGCAGCCCUUCAGUGGCUGGCUUUACUUACAGGACCAGAACAAGGCUGCUGAUGCGGUGGGGGAGAUCCUGCUGUCCCUCAGCUACCUGCCCACAGCUGAGCGCCUCACUGUGGUCGUGGUGAAGGCCAAGAAUCUCAUCUGGACCAAUGACAAGACCACAGCAGACCCCUUCGUCAAGGUGUACCUGCUGCAGGAUGGGAGGAAGAUGAGCAAAAAGAAGACAGCAGUGAAGAGAGAUGAUCCCAACCCAGUGUUCAAUGAAGCCAUGAUCUUCUCAGUGCCAGCCAUUGUGCUCCAGGACCUGUCUCUCCGUGUGACAGUAGCUGAGAGCAGCAGUGACAGCCGUGGGGACAACGUGGGCCAUGUCAUCAUUGGGCCAGCAGCCAGCGGCAUGGGUACCACACACUGGAAUCAGAUGCUGGCCACACUGCGCAGGCCUGUGUCCAUGUGGCACCCUGUCCGGCGAAACUAGCAAGCAGGGCAGGCCAGGUGGGGAGCAGAGCCACUGGGGCCUGCCACAAACUCAGCUCUGUCCAAUGCCCUCUUCAUAGCCCAGCUGGAGCUGUGAACACUGAGGUUUCUGGGUGGAGUCCCUAUCAGUCUUCUUGGACCCUCUGCCCAGACUACAGUGGAGGAACAGGUAUACCUCUACAUCUAGGAAGCCAGGGUUUUCUACUGAGGACCACUUCUGACUGGGCCAGGACCCAUGGAAGGCAGCAGAUGCUGGGCACUUGUGUACCAUCUGGAGGUUCUCACAAGGUUCGUCCCUUGGCCUGCAGGGACACUUGGGCUCUCAGAGCCGGCAAGCUCCCCUACCCCACUCCUGGGAAGCCAGCUGUCAGGCUGAGCCAUGCAUCAGAACAGGAAUUCUUGGGCCAGCACUGUGGUAGGCACUGGCAGGGCUCUCAAGAACAAAAUGAAGCCUGCAGGUCACCAGGAAGUCAGGACUCCAUCACCCAGGGAAUCUGCUCAGUGCUGAAGGACAGGCCAGCCACGCAGACUCAGGGUAGGAUCUGAGAGCUGGGGAUCAGGGAGGGCCCCACAGACAGGAAGGAACUGUAUUCUUCGGGGUAGGGUGGCCGGGGCACAGCUCAAGCAGUGGCAGAAAUGUGAACUUUUGAACUUGCUGACAUAAGCACAGUCCUCAGCUCACUCCAGUGGGGACAAGAGCCUCUCUCUGGGCUGGGGAAGAAGACUACAGGCCACAUCAAGGCUCCAUGGUUACUGCCCACAAAGUCUGUUCCUGGAUCAUCAACUGUCACAAGAACCAGAAUUGCAGAGGCCCAGAGCAAGGUCCUUGUGCAUGGUCUGUGCAAAAUCAGCCCCCGCUCCACCCUGCCAGGCUCUGGUGGGAACCCCCAGGACACUGGGCAUCCUGGGUCAAGUGACUUCAGCAGAUGUUCAGCCUCAGCCUGAAGGCAAUAGGGAGCUCUAGAGGGGAGAAUGGCAGGUGGUCCUGCCCAGAAGCACAGAAGCUGGACUAGUACAUCAGUCUUUGGGUUCUGGGCCUGCUCCAGGUAGAGUGAAGUUGUCAUAGCCCUGCAGGUGUCACCAGAUGAGGAGCAGCUGUCAUAUACCAAAGGCAGACCCAGAGAAGCAGCAGUUUCCUGCUCUUACUGAAGAGGGCCGGAGCAUCUUCCGGGUUAAAGGGAUGGAGAGGGCAGGGGUGGGAUGUACAGCAGCAGUAUCUGCUUUGCAGUAUCUUACCCACAGGUAAGAUGGGGAAUCUCAUGCUAGCUGCCCUUAUUCCUUAGCCCUGGUGAGCUGUGGAGACCCAGGUCCAACCAGUUGUCACUGACAGCAUGGGGAGAGAUGGCUUGAGCAGGUGUCCAGAAGGGUUAUGGGACUGGACUAGAACUCCCUGACACAACCAGGAGGUCAGCACAGGGACAUGCAUGGCUUGUGAGCCCUUGCUGCCCAGGAGACCCCAGACCCUUUUGAACCCUGGGGCUGUGCAGGGCAGGCUGUGUCCUCCCACCUUCUCUUCCCUCAUUUCCUCCCCCUAACUGCAUGAAAUGGUGACCAUGGAGCCAGGGUGGCUGUGAUGGGGACUUUGAAUGCUGACUAGAAUGAUUCUAGAACCAAAAUAAAGCUGGGGCAGGAAGGGGGCUUCUAGGGAGCCCUGCUCAGUCCCAAUCAUCUUUG
Heterocephalus glaber (naked mole-rat) is the source of this 3625-nucleotide messenger RNA. NCBI's taxonomy places the organism in Eukaryota, Metazoa, Chordata, Mammalia, Rodentia, Bathyergidae. The record is from RefSeq and is a predicted model, not a curated record.